Lepisosteus oculatus (spotted gar) is the source of this 5651-nucleotide messenger RNA. RefSeq names its product BRCA1 DNA repair associated. The record is from RefSeq and is a predicted model, not a curated record. Gene Ontology annotation, cellular component: nucleus; BRCA1-A complex; BRCA1-BARD1 complex. NCBI's taxonomy places the organism in Eukaryota, Metazoa, Chordata, Actinopteri, Semionotiformes, Lepisosteidae. Gene Ontology annotation, biological process: positive regulation of transcription by RNA polymerase II; double-strand break repair via homologous recombination; dosage compensation by inactivation of X chromosome. Gene Ontology annotation, molecular function: DNA binding; ubiquitin-protein transferase activity; zinc ion binding.
CACUGGCACGAGCAGCAGAGCGAGCCGGAGCCGCGGCGCGCGGGGCGGUGCGCCAGCCCGGAGUCCUUGCGCGAGCCGGGUCACGUGGCCCCCGGAUGCGGGAAAAUCGGAAGGAGAGAGUGGCGCGCGGCUUGCAGCUGCAAAGCUUGUUGCAGAAGUAGUCAAUGGCGGCUCCGACAUGCAAAGUUGAAGAUGUCAAGCAAGUGGUGUCAAUGAUACGCAGGAACCUGGAGUGCCCUAUUUGCCUGGACUUAUUGAGAGACCCGGUUUCUACAAGAUGUGACCACCAGUUUUGCAGGAUGUGCAUGCUGAAACACCUGAGUGGAAGCAAGAGGGCUGGGGCACAGUGCCCGCUCUGCAAGGCUGAAGUCACUAAAAGAAGCUUGCAGGACAGCUCUCGUUUUAAACAGCUUGUGGAGGCCCUGCAGAGAACUAUCCAUGCUUUUGAGCAGGACACUGGGACGAAGUUUUUCACCAGCCCCAGGAUAUUGAUUUCUGCUCCUGAAACAAAACGUUGUGAAGAAUUGUGGGAAGAGAAGGGCGCUCCGCAGAGCCCGGUCGGCAGGAACAGGGCAAAGAGAGCCACUGCAAGUAAAGCUUCUAAAAGACCAGAGGGGGAAGGACAGCCUGCCGCUAGCCGUGGUCAGGACGUUUCUGGGACUAGUAAAAAUCGGGCACAAGGGAGUCUCUUGCCAUUGCAGCUCGACUUCUCAGAAGUGCUCUUGGAGCAGAAAAAUGGAUUGGGCGCUCCUGACCUCGGGCUCACGGAAGCACAGGCCAUCGGGACCAAGACUCGGGCCGAGUCUUCAGCCUGCGAGAGGCUGGGUGGUAGAAUCACCGACAGCGAGUCCCAGCAGGAGCUUGAGGCAGCGAUUUCCUCUGCUGCUGCAGAGGGUUUUGCAAAACUUAUGGAUCUGGAUGAUUCUUCUUACUUUGCGAACUCUGGGACGGCAGUAGCUGGCUCCUCCGAGCCAACAACUCAAGACCGGGAGAGGAGUGCUGCAGACGUGACUGACCCAGUGAUCCCGGUCCGUCUGCACAUGGGUAAUAACCGGGACCUCACCUCCUCACGGGAAGAGGAAGAGCAUAGUUUCGUUUCUGCCAGCAAAGAUGUGAAGGAUAGUGAACACCUAGCCAGCAGAAAGAAGAAUUAUCUGUCUUCUAAUGACCAGGACCCUUCAGGUGAAAAUAAAACCUUUGACGUGAGUGAAAAAAGUAAGACUAACAACAAAGACAACAGUCUACAAAGUGCAGAGAAUUUAAAAGCGUCCGAUUUUGCCCAGGUCUCUUCCAAUAAGAUCUUGGAAAAGAGACGGAAGACCAGUGUCCAGAAGGUCAUGGAUUGGCUCUCCAGGAUCGAUGAAAAGGCUUGUUUUCCAGAAGAGGAGAACAGACCUGCUGAGACACCCUCUGAUGCAGAUUCUCUUUUAGAAGAGGUAAAGAGUAAUGAGUCUGAUGGGGAUUCCUCAGCUACUGAGAAAUGUGAUGAGCUGGUCCAGGAGUGUGUUGAGAGUCUUAAAAAGACUGAUCGCAGGAGCACCCUAGAAGAUCAGGUCUUUGGGGUUGUCUACAAGAGAGCGCGGAGAACCAGUGCUCAGCUGAACAAGAGCUUUUCGUCUGACAGGAAAGGUGUGGAAGUGUUUUCUUCAAGCUCAAGCAAAGAGCAUCAGGCCAACAAGAAAGUGUGUAAGAGAAAGUCCAAUGAGCUGACACCAGCUGACUUCAUAAAGAGGCCUUCCCCCGUGGCUGAAACGAGCGACGCCACAUCCCAGCCUGCAAGAAGCGAUGCAGGGGGCCGUGUUCGAAGUGAGAGUCUACAUGUGCUUGUCUCAGAUGGAAAUCAGCCAGAGAUAGAACAAAGACCCUCACCCUCUCAGAGAACUGCCAGGGCUGAAACAACACAGGCAGGAGGUUCCUGGAAGGAUGAGGAAGAGGAUUUGCAGCCAGACCGUCAGGAGAGGAAAGGAAAGAAAAGCAAACCCAAUACAAAGGAUAACAGGAAGAGGAAUGCACUGACUAGAAAGAAGGCCAUCAAGGCAGCAAAACCCCUAGACCUAGUCAGCUGCCAGCAAAACAAUACUGGUCAAGAUGCAGACAGUGCUGGCCCAUGGAAACCUACCAUUAAUGAGACGGAAGCACAGAUUGAGAGCUACCCAAGCAGUGAGGAACCUGCAGGUAGAGCUGGAGAGCCCCAUGCUACACGAAGAAGCAGAAGACUCCAGCUUUUAACAGAAAAGGUUCGGUGUACUGGCAGAAGGCUCAGAACUGAAGACUCUGAGUUGGAAAGGGAUCCCCAAGCUCCUGAUCAGUCUGAAAACGGUCAGUGUUUGCUCACAUCAGAUCAAGCUGGAAUGCUGACUUGUAAGGGAGUUGAGCAGCUGUGUGAAAGUAGUGAAAAAGAGAAUGAGACAACAGAAGUUUUGAAAGUAUCAGAAGGUUAUGAGGACAUUCAGCAACAAAGCGGGCAUAUUGUGGUUGAGAGUUCUCUGGUUUCCAUCAUCCGCAAUGCAGAAUCUCCUUGCAACUCCAAUAAAGCAUUCAAAGGUGACCAAUUAGUUCCAUCCGCUCUUGAUAUCUCAGAAGGACCGGACACAGGAUCUGAUGUGGCUGUGAUGGACGAGUUACUUCCAGGGGAACUGACGGAAGGAAAAAAUGACAGUGAACUGGAGACUGAACAGAUUCUGAAAACAUUCAAGAUAUCGAAAAGAAGGUCCUUUAACUUGCUGCCAAGUCCUGAGUACCCAUCCCAGGAGAGCGAGUUUUGUGACAAUAAAGCAUCAGAAAAAAAUGAAAAUCCAGAAGAAGAAAAAGGACAAGUAAAUGUAGCAGUUGAGAGGACCAGUCUGCAGUCUGAGAAAGAACUGGAUUCAUCUUGUGUGAAAGAGCCAGCAGAGACACCUGGGACAAACUUGGAACAGCCAGAAAAACCUGAGACUUUAAGGAAUGAGCAAUACUCUGCAUCCAGACAUGUUGAAACUGAGAACUCUGGCUGUACUGAUAUAAUUCCACCAACAAAACCUGCCUCCCCCAGGCCAGUGUCUUUUGACAGUUGCAGAAAUGUUGACAUAAAAUCUGGUCAGACCCUUUUUGCUGAUGUUUCUGAAGCUGACAAGAUCAGUGACGGCUCCACUUCCACCUUCUCGUCGAUUUGCACGGACAGUCAGAGACCCAGAGACAGGAAUGGCAGGCGGAAGAAGACAAAGAUGGAUGAGUCUACUCUGGGUAGUGUGAGAGGAAGGAAGAAAAAUUUGAAUCUUAGUUCGAUACAUUUUUCACAGGUCCCACCUAACACGGAGCAGCUCGUCUGUGCUUCACUUCUGAACAGGCAAAUUCCCAUUGACGGUUUACCCCAGGAAAAUGAGUCAUUAGUGGAAAACUGUAAAGUAAAGAGUACAAUGAAAGAAAGCUUUGUGGGCAACGGAGAACAAAGUGACUUUGUGCAAAGUUUUCCACUUGCAAGGAAGGAACUUUCCACUGGGCCAAACAUCUCGCAGGAGUCAUCUAUGACCCCUGAUGGCCUUUUGCCCUUACGAGCUGUUGCUAGUGACAGAGCAGACAAUGAAGAGCAGUGUCUACCAGGUGAAGGCAAAGAGCAGCUGAGCCAGUGGUCACUGAAUUCCAACCCAAGGAAGAGAAUGAGGGCCCGAAUGCUGGAGUCAUCAGACUCAGACUCAAAUACUGAGGAAGAUCUUCCAUCCCUUGCAGAGCUACUUGGGCCAAAGCAGCCAGCUACUAACCCUCAAGAAGACUCUAACCAAUGGAAUCCCCUUCAGAAUCGUGACCUCGAAGCCUCUCCUUCUAGUACUGUUGAGUCAUCUGUGGUUUUACCUGUUCAGCAGAGCGUUCCUGCAAGUCAGGGCUCUGUAGAUCUAUUUUCAACUCAGUCUGACAGUCCCAGCCAUCGCAUAGAGCAGAUAGACCUGGUAGAAACCGAGGUUCCUAGUCACAGCAGCCAAGGCCAGAUGGAGCUGCCCGAUAGGAACCGCGUAGAAGAGUGUGGCAAGCAGAGCAGUGUGGAAGACGAAGGCGAUUUAGAGAUGAAGACAGGUGAGCCCCUGGGUUGCUUGCAUGGAGGCAGCCACACUGGAGAGUUGCCACAGUCUUCUCAGAGUGAAAUCCUCACCACCCAGCAAAAAGACACCAUCCAGAAGGACCUGAGGAGGAUCGAAGAGGAGAUGGCUGUGCUGGAGGCAGCGCUGAAGGGUCAGGGGAGUCCAGAGGGCGGCUCAUCUUCCAGGAGGCUGGCCUGUCUGCUGGGGCAGGGCGCUGAAGGAGAGCCAGGGCUGUUGAGUGUGGCAAAGCUGGGAAUCGGGACCACCAAGCAGUCUGGAAGCAGCGGAGCUUGUGAUGCCUCGGGCCCAAUUCCGAACCCCAGGGAAGGAGCCGGAUCACUGCCGCUCCCUGCCGCGGGAGUCUUGACAAGCAGGACCAGUCCCGGGGCUGGUGAGGCACGUGGCCGGCUGGCUGCCCGCAGGGUCUCUGCGGACAGGGGCGCCGCCAGGGGCAGGAUGGUGCUUGUGGGCUCCGGGCUGGACAGGAGUGAGCUGAUCAUGGUGCAGAAAUUUGCAAGGAAAAUGGAUGGAACCCUCGCAGCACAGGUGACCCCUGGGACCACACACGUCAUCAUGAAAACUGAUCCGGAGCUGGUCUGCGAGAGGACACUGAAGUACUUCCUGGGAAUCGCUGGGCGGAUGUGGGUGGUCAGCUUCCUGUGGAUCAGGGAGUGCUUCAGGCAAGGACAGCUGCUGGAUGAGGCUGCCUUCGAGGUGAAAGGAGACGUGAUCAAUGGCAGAAAUCACCAGGGACCCAGAAGAGCUCGGACAGCCACAAGGGAAGAACUUCUUCUGAGCAACUAUGAGAUCUGCUGCCAUGGAUCAUUUACAGAUAUGACCACAGGGCAGCUGGAGUGGAUGGUGGAGCUCUGUGGAGCAACUGUGGCUAAAGAACCCUUCCUCUUCACCUAUAACCCGGAGCUCAUCCAAGUGGUUGUGGUGCAGCCCGAAGCAGAGGAAUCACAGACAGAUUACAAAGCUCUCCAGAGGAAGUACAGUGCCAGAGUCGUGACAAGAGAGUGGGUGCUGGACAGUGUGGCUCUUUACAGCUGCCAGGCCUUGGACUCUUACUUGGUGAAGCCACUCAGCUGAGGAACUGGUGAGACCUGGAGAGGCUGCCUGGACCCCAGCACAGUGCACAUACAGCUGCUCAAACCAGCUCUGGGCUAGGAGUCUUCUAAACCAGUUAGCAAUUAAAGAGUUAUUUUCUUGUCCAGUAGUCCAGUGAAAUUGGUUGUGAAGAGAGGUAAGAGACUGCUUUUGUUCUUCUUUCAGCCUCAGUGUAGUUGAUAAUAUUCAGUAGUUGAAUCCAGUACUUCUGUACAUCUUCUAACAAUAAUUGUAUUCUACUGUAGAAGAUGCACAUUCAUGAGCUGUUGUGAUAUUUCUGUACAACUCAUAGCAUUACAAUCCAAACAUUUUUCAUUAUUAUCAGACCUAGUGCAUUUGUGGAUGGAUAAGCAAAAACAAGGUUAAAAAAAAUCCGAAGUGGAUCAUCUGGGGAGAAUUUUAUUUUUAUCCUUUUUUCCUACACUAUGUGAAAAUAUGUAUAAUUGUCCAAUUAAAAUUAAUUAUUGAGAAUAAAGGGUUGUAAAAUGG